UCCCUUCUUCUUCUUUUUUAUGCCUUCCUGUACAGUCCAUUUGCUUAAUCUUCACUCUACAACUCUCUGGUUGUUCUUACAAGUUCUGAGUUACUCAGUAUUCACUUCAUCUCACGUUUGGUUUUCGUUUCUUUCUUCAAUUUCUCUUUCAGAAAUGGAAUUUAGGGCAUACAUCGAUCUUGAAACGAAGUUGUAAUGACAGAGAACUGUUGAUUUACUUGUUGGAGGCGUUCUAGGGUUUUAAGAUGUCUGUUGCGGAGCUGAAGGAGCGGCAUCUAGCUGCCACAGCGACCGUGAAUGCUCUUAGAGAACGUUUGAAGCAGAAACGGCGUCUUCUUCUUGACACUGAUGUUGCUGAGUAUUCAAGGUCGCAGGGGCGAACGGCUGUUAGCUUUGGCCCUACGGAUCUUGUUUGCUGUAGGACCUUACAAGGACACACCGGAAAGGUGUAUUCAUUGGACUGGACUCCUGAAAAGAAUCGAAUUGUCAGUGCAUCUCAAGAUGGGAGGCUAAUUGUGUGGAAUGCUCUAACAAGCCAGAAAACUCAUGCUAUAAAGCUACCUUGUGCAUGGGUUAUGACAUGUGCCUUCUCUCGAAGUGGUCAGUCUGUUGCCUGCGGUGGACUUGAUAGUGUAUGUUCUAUCUUUAAUCUGAAUUCUCCCAGUGACAAGGAUGGGUACCUACCAGUAUCCAGGAUGCUCAGUGGGCACAAGGGUUAUGUAUCCUCAUGCCAGUUUGUUCCUGAUGAGGACACUCACCUAAUAACCAGUUCUGGUGAUCAGACAUGUGUUUUGUGGGAUGUCACUACUGGCCAGAGAAUUUCUGUUUUUGGAGGUGAAUUUCCGUCGGGGCACACAGCUGAUGUUUUGAGUGUAUCAAUAAACGGAACAAACUCAAAGAUGUUUGUCUCUGGUUCAUGUGAUGCAACAGCGCGGUUAUGGGAUACCCGCAUUGCAAGUCGAGCAGUCCGGACAUAUCAUGGCCAUGCAGGAGAUGUUAACACAGUUAAAUUUUUCCCAGACGGCAACAGAUUUGGGACGGGCUCUGAUGAUGGAACUUGCAGGUUAUUUGACAUGAGGACUGGCCAUGAGCUUCAAGUCUAUCAACAGCAGCAUGGUGGCAAUGAUAUUCCUCUGGUGACCUCAAUUGCCUUCUCAAUAUCAGGGAGGCUUCUAUUUGCUGGAUACUCUAAUGGUGACUGCUAUGUAUGGGAUACUCUGGUGGCAAAGGUAGUUCUGAACCUGGGGUCUCUGCAGAACUCUCAUGAGGGCCGGAUCACAUGUUUAGGUUUGUCAGCUGAUGGGAGUGCCUUAUGUACAGGAAGUUGGGAUAGAAACCUGAAGAUAUGGGCUUUUGGAGGGCAUAGGAGAGUGGUCUGAAUUUUCCUGCCGCAAGCAGGUUACAAGAGUCUGGAUUUUGUAGAAGACAUGCUUUUCUGCCAAUCUCCCAGUCAUUAUUUUCAUUCUUCCAAUGCCUUGCUUGAUUGGAACCUUCUACUGUCCAGUAAGGUGUGUUCCGCUAAUCUUUGAAAAACCAUGCCCAUGACACUUUCUUCUGUAAUGCCUUGAACGAUAGCAUGAGAUAAGAGAAGUUGGAGAAGGAGAAAUAUCUUUAACGGGGAAAGAAAAAGAAAAAAGGAUCCUUCAAGAGUUUCAACUGUUGGGGCCAUCUUUUUUCUGUUGUACCAGUGUAAUGUAAAUCAAUGUGCUUUAAUCUCUAUUUUUUUUAUCCUUUUUGGCUUUAAUUUGCCUCUAUGUGGAGCUGAAAAUGACCUUGUUUUGAAUCAUUUUCCAUGGGACAGUUUUUG
Molecule: messenger RNA, 1807 nt
Organism: Telopea speciosissima
Lineage: Eukaryota; Viridiplantae; Streptophyta; Magnoliopsida; Proteales; Proteaceae
Product: guanine nucleotide-binding protein subunit beta
Exons: 6
Coding region: 246-1379 (377 amino acids)
Biological process (GO): G protein-coupled receptor signaling pathway
Cellular component (GO): heterotrimeric G-protein complex; cytoplasm
Molecular function (GO): protein binding; signaling receptor complex adaptor activity
Source: RefSeq, a predicted model, not a curated record